AUGUUGAACAACAACAACAACAACAACAACAACAACAACAAUAGGCCACUCAAAGUGGUUCACAUCUCUAACCCUAUGAAGUUCCAAGUUGCCGCGGCCGGGUUUCAAGCCCUUGUACAAGGGCUCACCGGCCGCGACGCUGUAGUGGAGUGGCCUAUAGACCAUGAUGAAAGCCAAGUGGUGGCUACUAAUGAUGAUUCAACUGAUGGUGGUAAUAAUAGUACGGAUGAUCAAAGUAAUGAGGUCAAUGGUAGUCAACUAGAUGAUCAUCAAGAAGAUGAGGAUCUUCGAGCUUUUAUGGGUGAUGAUGGUCAAUAA
This is a messenger RNA of Chenopodium quinoa (quinoa), 318 nucleotides long. RefSeq lists its product as uncharacterized. The coding region runs from base 1 to 318 and encodes 105 amino acids. Lineage: Eukaryota; Viridiplantae; Streptophyta; Magnoliopsida; Caryophyllales; Amaranthaceae. The record is from RefSeq and is a predicted model, not a curated record. The transcript has 2 exons.